GUCCCCCCUUGUCUCCGCGUUCCGGGCUCGAACGUCUCGGCGGCAGAAGGGAGCGGCGGCUGGGAAGCCGCCGGGCUGGCAUGGGUUGGAAUCCGAGCCUGUACCCCGACCUGACUACAGCCAGCACAAUGCGGUUACUAACUGCUCUUCAUUCACCUAUUGAUGCCUCCCAGAAAAAAACGCUGUCAAGGGUCCCAGAAAGCCCAGCUGCUAUUCCUACAACAACCACUGGAGGGCCCCAAACACCACUAUGGAUCUGAACGGCUUCCCGUCACCCACACCCGACAGGUGCCCAGCAAGCCCAUUGACCGCAAUACCAUCACUUCCUGGGUAUCACCUCAGUUUGAUACAACAGGAGAAAGUUGGUUCCCAGUGAACCAGAAACGUCAUCAUCGAAACCAAGCAAGACAUUCAAGUCGAAAAUCCACCGCCUCCAGGUUCCCACAUCUAACGUUUGAGAGCCCAUCGUCUUCCAGUUCAGCCACGCUUGGGAUCCCGUUAACCAGGGAGUGCGCCAAUCAGUCAGAAAAGUGCAUUUCCGGAAGGCCCUUAGUUCCGGUGCUCAGUCCUCAAAGCUGUGGGGAGCUGUCAGCACAUACGCUUCAAAACUUACCUUAUGUGCUCAUGCCACCCGAUAUCCAGACCCCAGAGUCCUCGUUUGUGAAGGAGGGGCCCAUUCCCUCAGAUCAGAGGGAAAAUAGCCUUCCAAGCUGCUCCUUUCACACCAGUACUCCCAAGAGCCCAGAUCCUGGGCCUGUUCUAGUUAAAGACACUCCUGAGGAGAAGUAUGGGAUCAAGGUCACAUGGAGGAGACGUCACCACUUGUUUACUUACCUCAGGGAGAGAGGGAAGCUGAACAAAAACCAGUUCCUUGUGAAAAACUCACUGGACUUCUCAGACACCAGCAACCUCAAGAAAUUUCCAUAGAGUUGCCAAGUCACUUUUCUGGCUCAUGGGAGUGUACGUCAGAAGAAUAAAAUGCAAAUAAUGCCAAUAACAUCAACAGAAAAAAGAUAGUUUAACUAGAGACUUGGAGUCAUGAGGGAAUCUGAUUCCCAGAUUUGUUUUUUAAAAUGUCUUUUCCCAAAAAGUUUUUAGUGUCAUAAACAGUUCACUUCAUAUUUUUCUUCUAUUAACUGUUUACAAUGUUCAAGUAUCUUAUAGUUACUGUUUAAAAUGUUUGUAAAUAAAUAGUUGCAGAAAGGUUUUAGAGAACCCUGCUUCUGAUUACCGAUCAUGCAGCAAUACUGCCUUCUCCACAAAAGGCCUUUCUUCAUUUUUUUUUUUUUUUUUAGCCACUACUCAUUAAUCCUCUAAUCACUCCAUUCAACUGAAUUCAUUCCACAUUUUGAGUCCCAACUCUGUGUCAGGCUCAACAACAGCUGCCUUUGUGGCAUGGAUGGGAAAAUCAAAGCAAACUCUAUGGCUUUUCAGAGCUGAGCAACCUUUUUAGAUCUCUGCAACCUUGCCCAUCUGCUAAAAGUCAAGAUGAGGAAAGGUACCCAGCCCUGUGUUAGUGAAUACCGUGGUCAGGGACAAUAAAGCGGACAGAGAUAAGUUA
Hyaena hyaena (striped hyena) is the source of this 1561-nucleotide messenger RNA. It is a transcript of the gene RHNO1, whose product is annotated as RAD9-HUS1-RAD1 interacting nuclear orphan 1. Gene Ontology annotation, biological process: recombinational repair; DNA damage checkpoint signaling; cellular response to ionizing radiation. The transcript has 3 exons. The record is from RefSeq and is a predicted model, not a curated record. Gene Ontology annotation, cellular component: nucleus; chromosome. Lineage: Eukaryota; Metazoa; Chordata; Mammalia; Carnivora; Hyaenidae. Bases 163 to 927 code for a protein of 254 amino acids.